AAUGAUCGUGCACACGCCUCAAUUAAUAAAAUAAAACAUUAGAAAGGAAUUUGCAUAAAGCUGUGAGAUUUGUCUCCCUAGUUUGCCAGAUCUAGAAAAGAUGGGAGGUUGCGUUUCCAUAGCAAUAUCAUGUGACCAAGCUAUUAAUAACCUUACCAGCUGCAUUAGCGGGGACGGAAAUUCCUUCCGCAACCUUGUGAACAAUCUUGCAUCUCUGAGGCGAGCUACACGACAGCUGGAAGCAAGAGGAGAUGAUUUGCUGACAAGGGUAAAAGUGCAAGAAGAUGGUGGCCGAAGCCGAUUAGCUGAAGUCCAAGAAUGGCUUUCGGAAGUUGAUAUCACGGUACGUGAAACCCAUGAUUUACUUUUGCAAAGCGAUGAUGAAAUAGAUAAGUUAUGUUGUUAUCAAUAUUGUUCCAAGAAUUGGAUAUCAAGAAAUGGUUAUAGUAAAAGGGUAGUCAAGCAGUUGACAGAAACUGAGAUUCUCUUAUUUAGAGGAGUUUUUGAUGAAGUAACUCAAAGAGGUCCUAUACAAAAGGUGGAGGAGAGGCUUUUCCACCAGAAGAUAUUUGGUCAAGAGGAAUUGAUUGAAUCAACCUGGAAUAGUAUCAUGGAGGACGGAGUUGGGAUUUUGGGUAUUUAUGGCAUGGGGGGAGUGGGCAAGACCACACUCCUCUCUCAAAUCAACAACAAGUUUCUCAUAGAAAGCAACCAAUUUGACAUUGUAAUAUGGGUUGUGGUGUCUAACAACACAACGGUUAAGAGGAUUCAAGAAGAUAUUGGCAAAAGACUAGAGAUCUACGAUGAAAACUGGGAAAGGAAAACAGAAAAUGAGAAAGCGUGUGAUAUAAACAAGUCUCUAAAGACCAAGAGAUAUGUGUUAUUGUUGGAUGAUAUGUGGAGGAAGGUGGAUUUAGCAAGCAUUGGAGUUCCGGUUCCAAGAAGAAAUGGAAGUAAAAUAGUAUUCACCACUCGUUCUAAUGAAGUUUGCGGAAGAAUGGGGGUAGAUAAGGAGAUAGAGGUAACAUGUAUGAUGUGGGAUGAUGCUUGGAAUUUGUUCACUAAAAAUAUGGAAGAAACAAUAAAAAGUCAUCCAGAUAUUCUUGAAGUCGCAAGAUCAGUUGCGAAAAAGUGUAAAGGCUUGCCACUCGCUCUCAAUGUAAUUGGCGAAGUCAUGGCACGCAAGAAGACAGUUGAAGAGUGGCAUCACGCAGCUAAUGUUUUGUCUUCAUCUGCUGCUCAGUUCUCAGGUAUGGAAGCCGAGAUUCUUUCCAUUUUGAAAUUUAGCUACGACGACUUAGCCGAUGAGAAAACCAAGAAAUGCUUCCUAUUUUGUGGUUUGUGUCCCGAGGAUUACGAAAUAGGAAAAGAUGAUUUGAUAGACUAUUGGGUAGGCCAUGAGCUAAUAGGUGGGACUAAACUUAAUUAUGAAGGGUAUACAAUCAUAGAAGCUCUCAAAAAUGCGUGUUUAUUGAUUGAGAGUGAAUCCAAAGAUAAAGUGAAGAUGCAUGAUGUGAUACGGGAUAUGGCGUUGUGGAUACCAUUAGGUUUUGGUGGGCCUCAAGAGAAGCUUGUUGCCGUCGAAGAAAAUGCUCGUAAAAUUCCGAAGAUUAAGGACCAGGAAGCUAUUAGUAGCAUAUCCUUAAUAUCUAAUCAAAUUGAGGAGGCAUGCGUGAGUCUUGAUUGUCCCAACCUCGAUACCGUACUUCUUCGAGAUAAUAAACUAAGGAAUAUCUCACAAGACUUUUUCUACUGCGUUCCGAUUCUCAAAGUUUUAGAUCUUUCUUUGAAUGCAAACCUUACAAGGUUGCCUAACAUUUCAAAUUUGGUCUCGUUAAGGUACUUAAACCUAUCAUGCACGGGGUUAAAAGAUCUUCCAAAUGGGUUAUAUGAGCUCAAUAAACUGAUAUACUUGAAUUUGGAGCAUACAUACAUGCUGAAAAAGAUCGAUGGGAUAUCGUCUUUGUCGAGUCUACAAGUUUUGAGAUUGUAUGGUUCUGGAAUAGAUACUAAUGACAACGUGGUUAAGGAGAUACAACGCUUGGAGCAUUUAUAUCAGUUGACAAUAACCUUGAGAGGUUCAUCUGGUUUGGAAAGUUAUCUUAAAGAUGAGAAGCUCAAUAGCUACAACCAACAAUUACAUCUCAGCAAUCAAUCAAGUGUACUCAUUGUACCUAUUGGGAUGAUUUCAAGUAGUCGUGUUUUGGAGAUACUAGACUCAAAUAUACCGAAGUUAGAGAUAAAAUUGCCAAACAACGAUAGUGAUGAUGAAUAUGUUCAUUUGCUGAAACCUGCUUCAGAGUAUUGUAGCAAUAUAAAUUUUUUCAGUCUACGCGAAGUGAGAUUAGACAACUGUACUAGUCUACGGGAUUUGACAUGUCUUUUAUAUGCUCCUCAUCUUGCUGUUUUAUACUUGGUAUGGUUACCUGACAUACAUGCCAUAAUAGAUCGAUAUGAUGAGUUUCCUUUGAUGUCUAAGUCACUUCGAAACAGACAACCUUAUAGACUACUACCUUUUAGAGCACUAGAGUUCCUUACACUGAGGAAUUUGGUUAAACUCCGUAGCAUCUACAGGGGUCCGUUGCCUUUUCCCAACCUUAAGGAAAUCAACAUUAAAGGUUGUCCAUUGUUAACAAGACUUCCUAUCAAUUCCGAGAGCGCUCAGUCGCAAAAUGUCAUCAUGAACGCAGAAAAAGAAUGGCUGGAAAAAGUGAAAUGGAGAGACCAAGCGACUAAGGAGCGGUUUUACCCAAGUUAAGA
This is a messenger RNA of Arabidopsis lyrata subsp. lyrata, 2760 nucleotides long. RefSeq names its product putative disease resistance protein At5g05400. The record is from RefSeq and is a predicted model, not a curated record. Gene Ontology annotation, molecular function: ADP binding; protein binding. The coding region runs from base 101 to 2758 and encodes 885 amino acids. The transcript has a single exon. NCBI's taxonomy places the organism in Eukaryota, Viridiplantae, Streptophyta, Magnoliopsida, Brassicales, Brassicaceae.